AUGGAUCUACUCCGCGACAGCACGCUUGGGCAAAUCAUUCGUUUCGUUUGUCGCAAUCGAUGUCUGCUGUAUCCCGAUGAGAAACCAAAUUUCAAGUAUUCCUUCAAUGGCGAAGGCCCUCAAUCUAGCCGCGAGAAGCUCAACAGCGACGUCACUACCCAUACGAAUUCUGCGAGAUUUUCAUCAACUCUGAGCCCCAGCAGCCAAACCGGAUUACAGGAUCCCGAAGCGCUUACCGACGAGAACGAAAGAGCAUGGAAGCAAUCUGGACUGGCAAACAACUUGUAUAAUGAGGAGAAGAAAAGUUCGCCGUAUGGAAAAGAAACAAUCCUGGUGGACUGGUACGACGAACGUGAUCCGGAAAAUCCCAAGAAUUGGUCCACUGGCAAGAAAGUCGUCGUAACUAUCGUGCAUUGGAUCUACACCUUCACAGUGUACUGUGCAUCCGCGAUCUACACACCGAGCAUCGAAGGCGUUCAGGCUGAGUACAACGUCAGCCACAUUGUGGCAUCUCUCGGCCUCUCGCUGUACGUUCUGGGCUACGGGAUUGGUCCUCUGGUGUUCUCCCCACUGUCGGAGAUUCCUCGAAUCGGUCGCAACUUGCCUCACAGCGUCACUUUGUUCCUGUUCGUCCUUCUCGCAAUCCCAACGGUUCUUGUCAAGUCCUUCGCUGGCUUCCUGGUCUUGAGGUUCUUGACGGGGGUCUUGGGCUCGCCGUGUCUUGCGACAGGAGGUGCGACACUGUCAGACAUGUAUUCGCCUUUGAAACUUCCUUACGCACACACCGCCUGGGUUGGAGCAACCUUCUGCGCCCCUGCUCUUGGUCCCGUCUUGUCAGGGUUUGCCGUCGCGAGCAACGACUGGCGUUGGUCGUUGUGGGAAAUCUUAUGGAUGGCAGUCUUCACGUUUAUCAUCAUGCUGGCUUUCUUCCCCGAGACGUCUGCAGCGACGAUCUUACUCCGCCGGGCCCAGCGCAUUCGAAAACGAGAGCAAGACAACCGCUACGUCUCCCAAUCUGAGAUCGAUGACGCCAAACAAUCUGCUAGCCAGAUCGCUACUCAGGCUCUCAUUCGGCCCCUUCAAAUUACCUUCAUGGAUCCGGCAGUUUUGUUCACAAAUCUGUACAGCUCCUACAGUUAUGGCGUGUACUACAGCUUCUUCGAAGCGUUCCCCCUUGUCUACACGGGUACUUACGGCUUUAGUCUUGGCCUAACGGGGACGGCAUUUCUGUCCAUCGUCAUUGCAUGUCUGGUUGGAUCCGCGAUCUACGAAGCAAAACUCAAAAGACGAGGUCCAGGUCUUCAGGAAGAGCGCCUCCUCCCUGCCGUUCUUGCCUCGAUCCUGCAGCCGGCUGGACUGUUCCUCUUCGCCUGGACGAGUCGUAGCGACGUCCACUGGAUCUUCUCCAUGAUCGGCAUCGCUCUUUUCAGCACGGGAGGCUUCAUACUUUUCCAAGGCAUCUUUAUGUACCUUCCCCUCUCCUAUCCAGACUACGCGGCUAGUCUGUUUGCAGCGAAUGACUUUUGCCGGUCCGCCUGGGCGGCUGGUGCAGUGCUCUACGCUCGUCCUCUUUUCGAUGCGCUUGGGAUCGCCAGGGGUAUAUCACUUCUUGCUGGACUAUCUUUUGCAGGGGUGGUAGGAGUCUUUGCGCUUUAUUAUUUUGGAGCGACGCUGAGAGCCAGGUCGAAGUUUGCUCAGCCUUAA
Messenger RNA from Zasmidium cellare ATCC 36951, 1704 nucleotides. RefSeq lists its product as uncharacterized. Bases 1 to 1704 code for a protein of 567 amino acids. Gene Ontology annotation, molecular function: fluconazole transmembrane transporter activity. The transcript has 3 exons. Lineage: Eukaryota; Fungi; Ascomycota; Dothideomycetes; Mycosphaerellales; Mycosphaerellaceae. The record is from RefSeq and is a predicted model, not a curated record. Gene Ontology annotation, biological process: xenobiotic detoxification by transmembrane export across the plasma membrane.